Molecule: messenger RNA, 233 nt
Organism: Drosophila obscura
Lineage: Eukaryota; Metazoa; Arthropoda; Insecta; Diptera; Drosophilidae
Exons: 2
Coding region: 28-159 (43 amino acids)
Source: RefSeq, a predicted model, not a curated record
CCCUCUCACAGCAUUCGAUAGGAAAACAUGAAACAGUGCUCAUCGUGGAGCCUUAGAAGUCUGCUCCUGCUGCUCAGUGUUGCAAUCGAUCAACGUCUUAGAAUUGACACCUGUCGAUAUCUAAUCCAGAUCCUCUCACGCCGCAUUACAGGCGAUUAAAGUUGGUUAGACCUGUUCCCACAUCUAUGGAGUUUCAUCUAGACAGUGCAGAAUACUGCCAGGCACAGCACAAA